This is a messenger RNA of Camelina sativa (false flax), 1694 nucleotides long. RefSeq lists its product as uncharacterized. Gene Ontology annotation, biological process: carbohydrate metabolic process. The record is from RefSeq and is a predicted model, not a curated record. NCBI's taxonomy places the organism in Eukaryota, Viridiplantae, Streptophyta, Magnoliopsida, Brassicales, Brassicaceae. Gene Ontology annotation, molecular function: undecaprenyldiphospho-muramoylpentapeptide beta-N-acetylglucosaminyltransferase activity.
ACAAGAAAAAAAAAACCUUAAGAUUGAUCAGAGAAGGAUCUCAAUCGACUCUUCAGUUUCGUUCUCUUUGAUUUCGAUAGAUUUCGCAUUUGCUUCUCUCACCAAUUCCAAAACUUCUCAAAGAACAAAUUCAUAUGGUUUCAUCAUAGUUCAAACUUCAAAACAUUAUUAUCAUCGUCUUCGUCUUCUACCCAAAUGCCACAGUGAAUAAAAAGUCUGACUCUUUCAAGCUUCGUUUCGUGAUCUCUCUCAUGGCGAUACCUUCAUACCUCUCUCCAAAAUUACCUUUUCACCCUUCGACUAAACUCGUUCCGAGUCGACUCACCUUCUCCUCCUCCUCCUCUGUUUGUUGUCUCUCAGUAGACCGUCAAAUUAACCACUCCUCCGUGUCCAACGAAAUCUCCGGUUUACGAGUUGUCAUAUCCGCCGGAGGCACAGCCGGACACGUCUCUUCGGCGCUAGCAAUCGGAGACGAGCUUAAAUCCGCCGACCCACUAUCUCAAAUCCUCUUCAUCGGAUUCCCAAACAGCAUGGAGAGCACGACGGUCCCUUCCGCCGGAUUCGAUUUCUCAGCCAUCUCCACCGUCGGAUCAUCAUCUUCCCGACCAUUCCUAUGCUUCACCUCUUUCCUCAAAUUCCCUCUCCGCUUGAUCCAAUCAACCUUCGAGUCCUAUAAAAUCCUCCGCGAGUUCAAACCCCAAAUCGUCGUCGGCACCGGAGGACACGCUUCUUUCCCGGUUUGCUUCGCCGCCGUGAUCUCAAGAACCAAAUUCGUAAUCCAGGAACAAGAUUCAAUCCCUGGAACCACUAAUUGGAUUCUCUCUUACUUCGCCGACACAAUCUUCGCUCCUUUCAACUGUACAGUCACAAACCUCCCCAAAAGAGUCGCAGCCAAGUGUGUCGUUUACGGUAACCCUAUAAGACAAGCGCUUAGAAGGUACUCGUCGAAAGGAGCGGCGCGUGUGAGCUUUUUCGGACAGUGGGCUGGAGCUGUGUCGGAUGCUAAAGUUGUGCUUUUGCUUGGUGGGUCUUUAGGAGCCAAUGCCAUUAACAUAGCUUUGCUUAACUGUUACUCGCAGUUGUUGUCUGAACAUGAGAACUGGUUCUUUGUUUGGCAAACUGGUGUUGAAGCUUUUGAUGAAAUGGAUAGUCUCGUUAGAAGCCAUCCUCGUCUCUUUCUAUCUCCGUUCUUGCGAUCGAUAGGUGUAGCUUAUGCGGCUGCAGAUUUGGUUAUCUCUAGAGCCGGUGCAAUGACUUGUUCAGAGAUCAUGGCAUUAGGAAAACCUUCUAUUUUGAUACCAUCACCACAUAGCGAUGAAGGGGAUCAAAUAAGGCAUGCUUCUUUAAUGGCGGACAGUGUGGGAUCAAAGUUAAUAACAGAAGAGGAGCUAGAUUCAAUCACUCUUCGAGCUGCCAUGGAAGAUAUUCUAGGGAAUGAAGAACUGAUGACAGAAAUGAGCGAGCGUGCAUUCAAAUGUGCUAAACCGGACGCUGCAUCAGAUGUUGCUAAACACAUUAUUUCUAUUAUCAAUUCCAAACAUAAGUAGGUCAAAAUAUAUGUGUAUGAUUGAUGAGAUUUUGAAGUAACUCUCAUUGAUUUGUGUUUUUUUUUAACUCCACAAGUUACCGAUUUCGUGGAUAUGUUAUAUAACAUCACUUCAGAAAACAACAACGAAGAUACAAAAUUUUAUGAA